GUUAUUUUCCCCUGACACAUGAUGCUGCAAGAACCUGGGAGAAAUCCUGAGGAAAUUGCAAAUAGCAACUGUCACCCCACUUCAGGGUGGUCAUGAACAAAUAUCCUUGAAUAAUAACAGAAAACCUUUCUUUUCAGUGAAAUUCCCUGUUUAUGACAACGGCCAGAUUUAUGACCAGGUAUAUAUUGCACUGGGACUCCUGAGGGAUCAGCCAAGUGUUUCUCCAGGGUGAAGAAGAAAGGAACUCUUCAGCUGCCUGUUCUGAGACUCUGCUUCAAGGGGAGCAAGAGCCCUUCACUGAAAUCCUGCCACCAUGCUGGGGCUGCUGCUGCUGCAGGUGUUGGCCAGCUGCCUCUGGCUGGGACACAGCGAGGUGGUGAAGUCCUUUGAAACUUCAUGUCCUCAGUUUUUUUUCCGGGAGAUCCCCCCGAAUGAAGCCCUGGAGCCACAGAAACCAGCCUGGAUCUGCCAGCGCUACAAGAACCAGUACUACUUUGCCACCCUGUAUGACAGGAAGAUGCGUAUUCCUGUCUACUCUGCUUACAUCUACCAACCUGGACCAGGCAAAAGACCUAAAACUUGGCUGGUUGAGCCUCAGCUGAUUGGCCCAACUUAUCCCAAAAGUAUGGAAAAAGAGUGGACACUCUUAAAUCAAUACAAUGUCACCUUAGAGAAACUCAGCCAGAGCCAGGCUAUCCUUCAUGACUACAAGAACCUGACGGGUUUGAACCGGGGCCAUUUGAACCCCAAUGGCCACCACGAUGACUACAGCAGCAGGGUGGCCACCUUCACCCUCACCAACAUAGUGCCCCAGGAUGAGAAACUCAACGGCGGCGCCUGGAACAACUACGAGCAGCAAACGAUGAUCAGGAGGACCCAGGACUGCAAAACCACCUAUGUCAUCGUGGGUGCUGUGCCUGGGAACAACUACAUUGCCAAGGGGAGGGUUAAUAAACCCAGCCACCUCUGGUCAGCUGCCUGCUGCGUGGUGGACAACAACUACAUAAAGGCUUGGGCGGUCAUCGCUGAGAAUGACAGGAACCAGGUUCAGCUCCUCACACUGGGAGAGCUGGAGGACACAUUAACUGAGCUCUAUGGGAGGGGACAGGUUUCUCUGUUUGACAGUGACUGUCCCCGAGAAUAAGCCUCACAUCCUGACUGGAACAGGCUCAGGAGCUUUUGCCAUAUGUCAUAGAACCACAGAAAAGUUUCGGUUUCAAGGAAUUUCAAUGACCGUCCCUGCUCCUGAGCCAUGAGCAGGGACACCUUCCACUAUCCUUGGUGGCUCCAAGCCCUGUCCCGUGCUAGUAAGUUUCUUUGUUAUGAAAUUGUCGUGUUAUAAGUUCAAAUUUGUUUGUUUCAGUUGUACCCCAUACAUAUUGGUUUGUUCCUGAGCAAUGUCCACCCAUUCCCCUGUCCAUCUACCUAAAGACCAACCCCUUAUUUCAGAAUCUUCCCUGCCACUCAGGGAGACCCUGCCCUCAUCCUUUGUCCUUCACAGAAACCCUAUCUUUGUUUCCAGAAACUUCUAUGUCCAUCCUGGAUCCCUGGAAUACCUAUUGCUCUGCUUGGCCUGCUCUCCUCCCCUGUUGUGUCCCACUGGAUGUCAUGAUGUGUAUCCCGCCUUGUGCCCCCCCAGCUGUCUCACCAUUGGUCCAAGUUUGUAUCCUCCCCAUGUUCCCUCCCCCAUACUUAAGAUGCUGUUACCCUGUUGGAACUGUCACUUGUUCCUGGAUCCUGUCAGAUUAAAGCUUUUUGAGAACCUAUACAA
This is a messenger RNA of Melospiza melodia melodia, 1771 nucleotides long. RefSeq names its product endonuclease domain-containing 1 protein-like. Bases 314 to 1144 code for a protein of 276 amino acids. NCBI's taxonomy places the organism in Eukaryota, Metazoa, Chordata, Aves, Passeriformes, Passerellidae. The transcript is spliced from 3 exons. Gene Ontology annotation, molecular function: hydrolase activity; metal ion binding; nucleic acid binding. The record is from RefSeq and is a predicted model, not a curated record.